This is a messenger RNA of Closterium sp. Yama58-4, 468 nucleotides long. The record is from the annotation of a GenBank genome assembly. NCBI's taxonomy places the organism in Eukaryota, Viridiplantae, Streptophyta, Zygnematophyceae, Desmidiales, Closteriaceae.
AUGAUGGGUUAUAUCAACGGUGCAGCGCUUUCAGCACAACAAACCGUGUCGGGAUGGGCUCCUGCUGCCGAUAGGACUCUGUCUUCGGCAUCAAGGGAGCGGUUGACGGCAGCAUGGUCGGAGAAGGAGGUGAAAAGCGCAUUCCACUCGAUGGCGAUGAAUAAGGCUCCGGGGAGCGACGGGUUGCCUAAGGAACUGUUCGAGGAGCACUGGGAUGUCUUGGGAAAGCACUUCAUGUCGUUGGUGGGAAGCUUCACCGAGUCAGCGACGCUUCCUGCAAGCACAAAGAGUGCCGUCACUAUACUGCUGCACAAGAAGGGAGGUCGGGAUGCAGUCGAGAACUACCGUCCCAUCAUGCUUUUAAGCUUCACUUACAAGGUGCUGGCGCGGGUGGUCGCAGAUAGGAUGAAAAGUGUUCUGAACGAAGUGAUCUCACCCGAGCAGUCUUACCGCUGGGGUGCAAUCUGA